AUGGCAAAGAAACUUUUCUUGAUUGUUACUUGUUAUCUCGCUUCAGCUAUUUCCAUCUUUAUGAGCGGCUCAAAUAUCAUAUCAGCAACACCAAUCUGUGCUACCUGUGAUUGUAAUACCUGUGAUGGUGGUAAUAGCCUGCCAGUCAAUUACGGUGGAAGCCAUAACGGCAAUGAGAACGGAAACGGUAACAAUGGUGAUUUCAACGGCAAUUCUAACGGAAACGACAACAGAGGUAGUCACAACGGCAAUUUGAAUGGCAACUAUAACCAUGGUAGCAUGAACGGCAAUAGCAACGGAAACAGCAAUGAUCGCGUUAUUUAUCACUCUACACCACAAAGAGUUGAACCAAAUCCCAAUCCCAAUCCCAAUGACCCAUAUGGCACUGAUUUUGGUUCUGGUUCAAUAUCAGACAUUAGUUCUGGUUCUGAUUCAACGUCAAGCAUUGGUUCUGGUUCAACAUCAGACAUUAGUUCUGAUUCUGAUUCAACGUCAAGCAUUGGUUCUGGUUCAACAUCAGGCAUUGGUUCUGGUUCAACAUCAGACAUUAGUUCUGAUUCUGAUUCAACGUCAAGCAUUGGUUCUGGUCCAACAUCAGGCAUUGGUUCUGGUUCAACGUCAGGCAAUAUCAUUUCUGGUUCGACGUCAAGUAGCCAUUAUACUUCUAAAACCUCUGCUAGUUCUGAUGAAACUCGUGUGUCAGUUGAUAGUCAGGGUUUCGACCCAUUGCCGAGAUAA
Messenger RNA from Ambispora gerdemannii, 738 nucleotides. The record is from the annotation of a GenBank genome assembly. NCBI's taxonomy places the organism in Eukaryota, Fungi, Glomeromycota, Glomeromycetes, Archaeosporales, Ambisporaceae.